Olea europaea var. sylvestris is the source of this 1035-nucleotide messenger RNA. RefSeq names its product ethylene-responsive transcription factor ERF104-like. The record is from RefSeq and is a predicted model, not a curated record. Gene Ontology annotation, molecular function: DNA-binding transcription factor activity; DNA binding. Gene Ontology annotation, biological process: regulation of DNA-templated transcription; ethylene-activated signaling pathway. Bases 118 to 978 code for a protein of 286 amino acids. The transcript has a single exon. Lineage: Eukaryota; Viridiplantae; Streptophyta; Magnoliopsida; Lamiales; Oleaceae.
CACUCUCAUUACUCCACUCUCAACUAAAUUCAAAAUUGAAAUCCAUUUCUUUUCCAAAUUUUGUGAUAUCAAAUCCGUUUCUUCUUUAAUAUUUCUGGCUAGAACUAAUUACAUUAGAUGGAAAAUCCAGCAGAAGUUUCUGCAAUUGAACAAAUUAGAAUGCAUCUUCUAGGAGAGUUUUCUCCAAGAGAGCUUUCGUUUUCUGCUCAGAUCGAAAGAACUAGUAGUAUACAUUCAUCAGUUUCGAGUUCUCAAUCUGACUAUUCAGUUUCCAUUUCUGAUUAUUUCAUGGAUCUUGAGCAAAAUGAAUUUGAUUUUAGCGACUUUUCAAGCCCUGAGUCUGUAGAUUUGGGGCAAAAUCAGUUAAAUCCUCCAGUUAUAGACCUCACUACACCAAAGGCGCAAACAUUGACAGAAAGGAAGCCUUCAUUGAAGAUUGAAUUGCCGGUGGUAAAGAAAUUCGACUGGAUAGAACUUCCCGAGUCGACUCAGUCGAACUCGGUGGCGAACGUGCAGGACAACUCCGAUGUGGAGAAGAUUCAUUACAGAGGAGUAAGACGGCGGCCAUGGGGAAAAUACGCGGCCGAGAUCAGGAACCCUAAGCGGCGUGGCUCACGUGUCUGGCUCGGGACAUUCGACACCGCCAUCGAAGCCGCUAAAGCUUAUGACAGAGCGGCGUUCGAGAUGCGGGGUUGCAAGGCAAUUCUGAACUUCCCGCUGGAGAUUCAGAAGGAAGUAUGUGAACCAGACGCCACCGUUGACGUAGGGCGAAAGCGGCGGAGAGAAGCAGAGAAGGUAGUGAUGGAAGAAAAGAAAUCGAUGAAACUGGAAACGACAGUAAGAAAUGAAAUGAUGCAACGGCAAUUAACGCCGUCAUGUUUGAGCUCAGCUUGGGAUCAGAACGGGGAUGAGACAUUUAACUUUCCUCUGUUAUCUCCAUUAUCUCUGUUCAAUUAUCCGCAGCUACUUGCCAUAUGAAACAAAAUAAAGAAAUUGCCACUUUAGUCAUUCUGUCUAAUGUGACGAGUUUUUAUA